AUGACGACCGCAAACGUUUUUGUUCACGUCUCACCCAAGCCGGGCAAAGAAGCCCGGAUUGCCGAAUUAGGAGACUACGUCCUCGACCAAGUCAAGGCCCACGAACCGUGGGUUUCGAUGUAUCGAGUUUACUCUGCCAAAAGUCUCGAGGGGGACCUGGUGCACUAUUUCAUUGAAUUUCGGUACGGACGAAUUCGAGUCGUUUGA
Messenger RNA from Exophiala oligosperma, 207 nucleotides. RefSeq lists its product as uncharacterized. The record is from RefSeq and is a predicted model, not a curated record. The coding region runs from base 1 to 207 and encodes 68 amino acids. Lineage: Eukaryota; Fungi; Ascomycota; Eurotiomycetes; Chaetothyriales; Herpotrichiellaceae. The transcript has a single exon.